AUGACUGCACUCAGCGUUGCCAAAAGUUUAACGUCACUUACAAAUAUUCAACAAUCAUCGUCUUCAUUACAAAAAAAAGUUUCAAUUUCUUCAUCAAAUAUUAAUAAUCAUAAUAUUUCAAAAAUAAAUAAUAGUAGAAAAUCUUCUGCUUUAUUAUCAUUGAAUCGUAUACUUUUUUUCCGGAAUCAGAGUGGUAAAAAUAGAAUUUCCAAACUGGAUCGCUUACCGGAUUAUUUGCGUGGCACAAUGGAUCGGCUGAUAGGCCGGUCCAGAAGGAAAGGUGAUACAAAUAAAGAAAAUCGUGCUGCUCCGUGUAGAAAUAAGAAAGCGGGUAUCAGUUUGUCAACACAUACAAAAACCUUAUCACAACACUAUCGCAAUGAUAAAAAUACUUCAAGAAAUGACUUAUGCAUUUGUGAUUCAAUUGACAAUAAUAUGUUAAAAAAGCUGGUAUCUCUUCCGCAGGGUAUAAAUAAAAAUGAAUGGAUAGCUAGUCACUUACUUCCAUUAUAUGAUCAUGUUAAUGCAUUAUGUGGUAGUGUUUCAGAAGUUUGUACAAAUAGUGGAUGUAGUGUUAUGACUUACCCGGGUUGCCAAAAAGCAUAUUGGUUGGAUGAACGUGGCAAAAGAUACGUGUAUACAGCACCAAAUUAUAUUGAUACGGUGAUGUCAUUUUGUGAAAAAUCAAGAAAUGAUGAAGGUCUUUUUCCAACUAAACAUGGUAACGAUUUUCCUCCUUUCUACAAACAGCAUUGUAAAAAAAUGAUGAAGUUAUUAUGGCAUUGUUGUGGUCAUUUAUAUUGUAAACAUUGGGAUGAUUUAGUUAGUCUAAAUUUAGGAGGUCAAUGUUCAAUGAUUUUUGCACAUAUAACAUUUUUAGCACGAGAAUUUAAUCUUCUAGAUAGUAAUGAUUUAUCAUCAAUACAACAUAUUGUUAAUUUGAUAAGACCAAUGUAUAUUCAGAAUCCAUUAAAAUCACGAUUAUCAUCAUCUAAAAAUAAUCAAGAAAAUGUUCCAGAGACAUCGUGCUCAACAAGAGUACCAUCCUCAAAAUCGGGAAGUUGGGGAGGGUACCCAACACCUACAAUUUUAGGAUGUAAAGCAUAUGCCCAGACUUGUUAA
Strongyloides ratti is the source of this 1122-nucleotide messenger RNA. Its product is annotated as MOB kinase activator-like 1. Gene Ontology annotation, biological process: positive regulation of protein phosphorylation; signal transduction. Gene Ontology annotation, cellular component: cytoplasm; nucleus. Bases 1 to 1122 code for a protein of 373 amino acids. Gene Ontology annotation, molecular function: protein kinase activator activity. The transcript is spliced from 5 exons. The record is from RefSeq and is a predicted model, not a curated record. Lineage: Eukaryota; Metazoa; Nematoda; Chromadorea; Rhabditida; Strongyloididae.